UACCUGCAGGCUUUUCUGACACUCUCUGCUGUAUAUGAGAGACAAGAGCUUCUCCAACCUGCAGUGCCAAGCCCUGAAGGUUCAGAUCUUCAAGGACACUGCUGCUCUCCGAGACCUUAUCAAGAGCUUGUUAACAGUGAACGCACAGCAUGAUUAGCACUUACCACAAAGAAGAAACAAAUACAACUAAUCAGAAGCUCUGUGGGACUUUCCAAGUGGAUGUGGUGCCUUACUCCUUACUCUAUGGUUGGUUAAAUCCCAGUAGGAAUCCAGGAGUUUUGGUCGAGAGUUUCUUCAGCGUGGAGAAGAAGGCGUAAAUACACGGUGGCAGAAUGCUGCAUGCUUCAGGAAGUUGUGUGUUUGAAUCGAUUCAACGGGGGGAAAUCGAUCGGGUUUCCCAUUUAUUACAGCAGGAUCGAGGUGUUUUGAAACAAAAAGGUUGGGGAGGUUUCACGGCCCUUCACUUUGCUGCUCUCCAUGGGAACCGGCCAAUGGCUGAGCUUCUGCUGAACAGCGGCGCUGAUCCGAACAUUCCCUGUGAUGCAGGACAAACCCCUUUUCACUUUGCUUGCAGAAAUGGCAAUAUUUAUGUCAUGCAAAAAAUGAUGCAGCACGGUGCAGACUUACACGCAGUGGAUGAGCAAGGAAAAACAUCCCUUCAUCAUGCAGUUGGCGGUGGAAGCGUAAUUGCCACGCAGUAUCUGUGGGAGACUGGAAUGUUCCACUUCACGGAUACAGAUUACUAUAAGGUCACCCCGCUGCAUUUGGCAGCUUCCACAGGCAAUUCUGACGUAGUCCGCUAUCUCCUUAGAGCUAAUAGAUGCAGGCCAGAGGCGGUUGACCACCAGGGGGCGACAGCACUUCACGUGGCUGCAGAGAAAGGCAUGAUUGAGGUGUGCUGGCUACUGUUGAAGAGUGCUGGACUCCACAUUUUACACAUGAAAAACCACACUGGCCUCACACCUCUAGACCUCUGUAAUCAAGGGAAUACAUUUAGACAUCGGCAGCUCUCGAGGAUGUUGACGCAUUUCAGUCAACGACCAAAAGAUCUGGUUCCUAAGGACUCGUACGGGAUGUACGUCUGGAUGCUGCUGUUACCGUCUCUCAGCGGGGCUGCUGUUCUCAUUAUAGCUGCGGCUCUUGGUGAAUAUGGGGCUAUGUUUUCUGCAGUGCUUUUCCCCUGUAUGGCAAAAUUUGUUCUUUCUCAGUAUCAUAGACUGAGCAGCUUUCAAAGGUUACCAAACCCUGUUUACCUUGGAACACUGACUGCGGGCCUAAUUCAUUCCAUAGCUUGCUUUCUCUAUAAAAUUGUACCUAGUUUUUGGCCAGCUUAUACUCUCUUGAAUGUUUCACUUGUCCAUUUGUGUGUGCUCGCUGGACUUUUUUGGAAAGUUUUAAAGCAGAACCCAGGACAACUCAAAGAAGCUGACACAGAUUCCCAGUUUUCCAGCAUAGGAGACUUAAUAGAAGCUGGAAAGACCCCAGACAGAUUCUGUAUUUACUGUGAGCUGAUCCAAGUGGACAACUGUAAACACUGCCGUUUGUGUGACAUGUGCAUCCAAGACUAUGACCACCACUGCCUCUUCCUUAAUCAAUGUGUGGGACGGGACAACCACCGAAUCUUCAUCCUCUUCAUUAUGUCUAUGGUAAUGGCUCACCUCGUCUUCAUCCUCUGUGCGGUGUAUUACCUCUACCUGAAACUCUCAGGCUUGCAGCUGUUUGACUGGGGCUCAGCGGCAGGAAGAGAGGCCUGGGUCCUCCUGCUGACUCUGCUCAACUUCCUCUCUUUGACCUGGGUGGGAUGGUUGCUAAUUGAGCAGCUUCAUGCCAUUUCUAUGGGAACCACUACCUACUUUAGGCGGUACAACCACAAAGGGCCUUCUAAAAGACAACGGCUGGGCACAAUCCUCUCUUUUCUGUUUGAGGGGAAGAGAAGACAGGAGCACAGUCAGUCUUUUAACAUAUAGAGACUUUGAAAUAACAAACUAAUGCUACAGAUUAGUUUUUACUUUUGUUUGUAAAGGCUUGAGUAUGUAACUUUUGUCUAAGUGUUGCUCUGUAAUACAGUCUAAAUGAGCAGACACUAGUUUCUGAAAGUCAAAGUCAGUUGCCGAUUUUGGACAGUCAAGAUUAUGUAUUUCACAAUUUUAGACCAAAUGUGUCCAUUUCUCAUUCAUCUCCUUGCAUUUUUCCAUUAUAGUUGUGAUGUGACAGUUGAAGUAAACUUUAUUUAUUUUGUGUAUAAUGCCUACACUGUAAAAUAAAAAAUAAUUGAGCCAAUUUCAAAUUUUAAACCAAUCUGCUGAAGCUGGUUGGCCUGACUUUGUUUUUUGCUUUUUUUUAAUAACAGUGUCAUUUUUUUUCUAUAACCAUUUACAAUGUAAGCAAUUCUUUUAAAGUCUUAAGAGUCUAAAAGUUGCAUAGUAUAUUCCAGCCUUAAUUUACAGAGAAUAUUUCCUCAAUUUAAAGUUGCAGUCUGUAAAUUUUGCCUGGUGGGAAUCCUGUAGUAUUUAGUAAUCACAGAUUCUAGACUACAUCUAAGAUUAUGUUAACAUACUGUUAAUCAGUAUUGCUUGAAUAUAAGCAUAAUGUGUAUUAGCAUGUAGACUUAAAUUUCUGUACAGUCUAAUAUCUAAUUGUGAAAUCAUUCAAAUUUCGUAUUAGGAAAUUCUUAAUCCAAAAAACAAAUUGUGCUCCCUUCAAACUGGUUGUUUUUUUAUAUAUAAAUGGAAUAUAAUUUAAUUUCAUUCACGUGUUUCAAAAUGGUCUAAAUAAUUUUUUGACAUUGAAUUAUUCCAGUUUUUGUGAGAGUAGGUCAUAAUUAAAUGAUGCGCCGAAUGAGGCCAUAGCCUGUACUUGCGGGACAGCUUCUUUAUGUUUACAGAAUAAUGCAGUGCCAUGUUUGAAAUUCCUGUGAAAACCUGUCUAUACCACUCAAAUUAGAAAGCAUUAUUACAACCUGAUUGUGAAUCAGGCUAAAGGCUUAGAUUUGAACACUGGCUGGUUAUGUACUGUACUUACUCAAAUAUUGAUUUUGGAUCAUUUUUACCAAAAAAACUUACGUGCUGCAGCUUUAAGAUUGUUAAAUUGUGACUCACAUAGUUUGUAAAAACAAAUGAAAAAAAAAUAUUACCUAGAUUAUUUUUUUGUAAUAACGUUUUACAUGAACAGAGGUCAUCGCUGCCUUGUCUUACUAUAACUGUCUUACUAUAUCUAUAUUGUAAUUUUGUAUGUGUAAAAAUGUAUGUGUUUUUAUAGGAAACAUUUUAAAUGUAUUUUAUUCAUGCAUUUCAUGUCUACAUGCAUUUCAUGUCUACAUAUCAAUCUCUCAUUGAAUAUUUUGAAAUAUAUUUGAAUAAAUAUUGAAUAAAAUUUGAAAAUACAUACGUAUUUGAAUGAGGUCAAAUGUAUAUGCAAAGUGAGAUAUUUGUAAAAACAAUGCACCUAAAAUGGAUGCCCAGUCAUUUACUGGUAUAUUAUGUCAGGAUAAAGUAUUUGAUUUUAAUUAUUCAACAAAUUAAAGAUUAGUUUUG
Molecule: messenger RNA, 3533 nt
Organism: Puntigrus tetrazona (Sumatra barb)
Lineage: Eukaryota; Metazoa; Chordata; Actinopteri; Cypriniformes; Cyprinidae
Product: probable protein S-acyltransferase 23
Exons: 13
Coding region: 333-1967 (544 amino acids)
Biological process (GO): protein palmitoylation
Cellular component (GO): Golgi membrane
Molecular function (GO): palmitoyltransferase activity; protein binding
Source: RefSeq, a predicted model, not a curated record